This is a messenger RNA of Sphenostylis stenocarpa, 381 nucleotides long. The record is from the annotation of a GenBank genome assembly. Lineage: Eukaryota; Viridiplantae; Streptophyta; Magnoliopsida; Fabales; Fabaceae.
AUGAGGUCAAAAGUAACCCUUGUGAUGGAUGGACGAGUGGGUGGAGAAAGGGUAGAAGUGUAUUUGCAGGAACUGACAUGGGCACUUUUGGUUAGGGUCAAGAGUGGGCAGAGAGGGAAGAAAGAGGUUGAAGAUGAUGUAACUCGUAGGGUGGGGUUGACUUGCUCUGAAGGAGAACCAAUUUCAUGGCUUAAAGGCUCUUUGAUGUUUGCUCAAUAUGGCAAAGCAGUAUCUCUGUUGCAUUUGCCAACCCUUGGCAUUUCUGUUAGUGUUUACAUGCUAUCAUGGGAAUAUGCUGCUUGCAAUAUUAGAAUCGGGAAACUCCAUACCAGCUAUGACAAUCUUCAAAAUGAAGUGGAGAAACCUUACUUGAGAUUUUAA